AUGUCUACAAAUACUGAACAAGAUCUAAUAUUCAUUCAUUUCUGGAAGUUUCCCAUUCAACCAUCGAUGGGAGUUAUUCGCGAAAUUGACGUCUUUUCUACGAUAGAUGGACCCGUAAUUCAUGACUGGGAGAUUCGUGUUGGACCAGACACAUUCGGAGCGUUUCGAGCCGCAGGAAUGAGGAACAGACACGUGCAGCUGCGACUUCGCCCAGCAAUGUUUAGAGAUCAUAUUGCUGAAGCGACAAAAUGUACCUUCCAAAUGAAAGUUCGAGAUAGGCAAACAGGACAAGAGUUACUGACACCGGAACCGUGCAGUAUAACUCCCCCAGCCAGCGAAAGAGCUCAUGGAUUCAAGGUCCCCAUUGCUUCGGCCAUUGGAGCAACUUUAAUACAACUUUACCAGGCAGCAUCCUUUGCAGGGCGGGUGUGUGAAAUCACAACAACAAUUACCAUACCUCAGUCACAGUUCAGAGUCACAGACUGGGAAAUGCUGCCUCCUUCCACUCCUCUUCAUCUCGAUUGGCGUUUUCGACUUUUGGACGACAAGUCUUGCCACGAUUUCCUCCUUAUCUGUCGCGAUGGACAAAUGUAUGCACCAAGAGAAGCUUUGUAUUUUUGUUCUCCUUUCUUUCGCGAGUUUUUCAAUGGUAGUGGACGUGACUCUGAGAAAAUGGAGUUAAUGGAUGUAGCGGUCGAAGCUGCGAGAACGGUAGUUACUUAUAUGGUCACGUCGACGUUCUCCGCUCCACCGUCCAUAUCACCUUCGCUCGCCAGAGACAUCUACAACCUGGGAAACAGGUUCGAUGUUAUGCAACUCAGUGGAUUGAUGGUAGCAGUAGAACGGCUAGGGUACAUGGAUGUUAUUGAGAACAACGAACUUAUGGACGUGCUUAUUGAGUGGUUUGUAACAGCACACGAAUGCCACAUGAAUAAAAUUCAAAAUGCAGCAGUUGCGUAUCUCACCACACUUCAUCAAGCGCAGUACCUUUCUGAAUACGGGGAUGGAGAGGUGCCUAAACCUCGUUUAGCCUCCGAACGUCUUAAUCGUGGCCACGGAGGUUUUAGGACAACACCUCAUCAACGUGUCCUGAAUGCACAAUUCAGUGUGAGCUGCGUACGACAAAUUGAAAGAGUUGAAGCUUAA
This is a messenger RNA of Necator americanus (New World hookworm), 1146 nucleotides long. RefSeq lists its product as uncharacterized. The record is from RefSeq and is a predicted model, not a curated record. Gene Ontology annotation, molecular function: protein binding. The transcript is spliced from 11 exons. Lineage: Eukaryota; Metazoa; Nematoda; Chromadorea; Rhabditida; Ancylostomatidae. The coding region runs from base 1 to 1146 and encodes 381 amino acids.